GUAGGUAACAGAGAUGUGUUGGCCAGCCCAGGCUCCUAUUUCUUUUUAUCCAACAGCGCCGGUCAGGGUGACGAGUGGCUGAAGAGCCUUAACAAGGGUGUCUGGAUCCCUUUCACGGGGGUCUUUGGUCAGCGCCUGGAGGAAACGGUGCUGUAUGAGCGGCGUUAUGGGGUGCGUUUGGUUCCUCUGGUGGUGGAGCAAUGCGUGACCUUCAUUCGAGAGCGAGGUCUGCAUGAAGUGGGCUUGUUUCGCCAGCCUGGACGGGCCAGUUUAGUCAAAGAGCUGCAGGAGGCUUUCGAUUCAGGAGAGAGGCCAUCCUUCGAUAGUAACACAGACGUCCACACGGUGGCAUCACUGCUGAAGCUCUACCUCAGACAGCUGCCUGAACCGCUGGUUCCUUACAGCCACUACCAGGACUUCCUGCUCUGUGGCCAAAAGCUGUCAAGUGACCGCACACUGGGUUUGAGGGAGUUAAGAAUUCUUCUUCAUGAGUUACCAGUUGCAAACUUCAACCUGCUCAACUUUAUCUGCCAGUUUCUGACUGAGGUCCACAGUUACUCCUGCACCAACAAGAUGAGUGUCCAGAAUUUGGCCACCGUGUUUGGACCAAACAUCCUCCGAGCCAAAGCUGAAGACCCACAAAGCAUCGUGGGAGGUGCAGCGCUGGUCCAGGUGUUAAUGUUAGAGCUGAUCACAGAACACGAGUCUCUGUUUGCAAAAAUUUCUCCACCCAUCUAUGCCCGCCCAACUAGAAGUUCACAUGGAUCUCCAAGCGCUCUGAAGCAGCCUCAUCUCCACCCGUUUCCCUGCCCUCGCCAGCUGUCUUUGCCUCUCAUAGCGGAGCGUUUCAGGGAGACGGGACAGCCUGCUGCAGACGCAGAGAGCUCCAGCUGUGCCUUCUCAGCUGCUGCCAAAUCAGACUUGUCUUCCGGUCCGAAAAGGAAUCUCGGACAUCGCUACACCUCCUCCCACCCGGGGAACUGUUUCUACCCCACACCCUCCUCCAGUCAGCCCACUCAGCACCACUCUGACAGACAUAACGUCGACUGUCACCAACAUAACACUCACCAAAUAGCACCCAGUGGAAAUGUUCAAGCCUCUGAAACCAGCUUCCAGGUGCCAGAAAAUUCUAAGCCCAGACCAGAGCUCAUGGGCUGGACCAAAGUUUGGCCAGGCCCAGGAGAGGCCAGCUCUGCUUUCUGGAGCUCUGCUGGUGCUGAGGAAGAGGGUGCAGUGCCAGAAACAGCCAGUGGGGGCAGCAGUGAGGGUCAGGAGGAGAGCACCCCUUCCGCCUAUGACAAUCUGAGCAAAGUGUCUCUACACCCACCAAUGAUGGAUGUCACUGAUGGACAUUUGAAAAUGAACUCUUCCGGAGGCCACAUUGGAACUGGUGAAGAUGAGGCAGAGCUUGAAGAAGUGCAGCGCACGAGGGAUUCCUCUUCAUGGUCUUCCUGCGAGGUUUUACCAUUGGAUGAAAGCAGUGAUGAUGUCGGUGUAGUUAGUCCAGUCAGAAAUGGAGGGUUGCCUUCAAAUCAGGAAGCAGAGAAGGAAAACAGUGACAAAGACGAUCAUGAAGAUAGCAACGAGGAUGAUGAUGAAAACAGUGAUAACGACCAUGACGACCACACCCACCACCCAAACUCUCCAGCCUCGGGUUCAGUACGCAGUGGCAGCCCUCUUAGUACAGGCAGCUCAGAUGUCUUCCUUCCCUCAGGUUCUCCUGAUCUCCAGGGGGCUGAAGAUCAUCUACAACCCAGGGACACCCACUCACUCCUGGAUGAGCUGCGGCAAAGGAUGGCCCAGCAGAAGUCUGAGUACCAGACCAGGAUACAGAGGUUGGAGCGCUGCAAUGACGUCCUUGAGAGGCAGGUUGCAGUCCUGCGGGCCAGCCUGGAGCAGCAGAAGCGCAGCCAAAGUGUUGCUGAAAUCAAGAUUCGCAAGAUGGAGCGAGCCAAAGCAGACGCCGACCGCCGAAACACCAAACUGCAGAGAGACAUGGAGCUGUUUUUCCAGAUGUAUGGAGAUAUCAGGAGAAGUGAAGAAGACAAAAAAGGGAGAGUAGGAGGGAGUAUCUGAAGAUGUGUAUUGACAGAUCUGGAUAAGCCUGCAAUGGAGGGCACUAAACAGUGUGAAAGGAGGAGGGGGAGAAAGACGCUCUCAGCAUGGACGUCGACCUUCUCCAAGUUGAAAACGUCACAGAUGACCCACACAUCUGAGAUGCUUGGAUUACGAUGUGUUAUGACCACAUGUCAGAGAAUUCCAGCUUUGUUCACUUUUUGUGUCCAUGUAUUAGAGGGAACACUAAUGCUGGUCUUCUCUAAAACUAUGCUUAGGUGGACUGCUCGAUCUAUCGCUGCCCAGUUACUCGACUUUCUUCUUGGAUUUUCAGGCUGCUGCAGAGUCACAGAUACACCUCAGAGAUAUUCUAACACGAGCUUCCUGACGUGGAUUAUGACCUGGCAUAUGAGGAAUAUGUCAGGAUAUUCAGAAAGACAGAACUCAGGUGACCAGAUCCCAACAAACAAAUGUAGGACAAAGACUGUUUGUGUGGAACAAUGUGGGACGCAUAAUCUAAAUUUUGAUAUUGAUUUGACUUUCCCAGCGUUUCCUGCUGAGUAAACAGUAACCAUAAAGAGAAGCUAAAGUGGUUUUUCAGUGAUCAUCUCUAGGUUGUUGUUGGCAUGCAUCCAUAAACCACAUAGAUCUUUUUGAACAAGCUCACAUGCACUUUCAUAUUUUUCAUCCUACAAAAUUAAAAAACCUUUCCCCAAAAUGUCUUUCAUCAAAGUGAGCCGGUAUCAACUUUGUUGUCCUAAAUGGAAAGACUGGUUUGAAAUAACAUUUGUUUCACAGGUCAAAUCAUCAGAGCAGUCUGGGUUACUUUGUAAAGAUCUCUGAGUCAGGUGGACCAACACUGGCUGACAGACUGUUUUACGUCAUGUACGGACUGGAUGUGGUUAAACAUGACUUCUGUUUUUUAGGGAACUAGACUGACACACGCUGCAGGAAAUCUCUGAGGCUCGAGAUGCACUGCAACAGAAGCAGAGGGGAAAUGUUUUUCUUUCUACAGUGUAGU
Molecule: messenger RNA, 3076 nt
Organism: Maylandia zebra (zebra mbuna)
Lineage: Eukaryota; Metazoa; Chordata; Actinopteri; Cichliformes; Cichlidae
Product: rho GTPase-activating protein 24
Biological process (GO): signal transduction; wound healing, spreading of epidermal cells; negative regulation of ruffle assembly
Cellular component (GO): focal adhesion
Molecular function (GO): GTPase activator activity
Source: RefSeq, a predicted model, not a curated record